ACACACCACCACACCACCGGUGGGGGUGGUAUGGGCAGCACCAGCUGAUCUGCGGGCUGUAUUUCCCCGUCCUCACGGAAUGAGUUCCCAUCACUUAAAAGUUGGAACAGAGACACGAGGCAGGCGAUCCGCAAUCGGAAGCCACUAACAUCGAAUGGCUACGAUUCUCGUGCGGCCCACCUUUUUCCCAUCUGCAACCCUCAUUUCAAGACCAUCACUACGGCAAAUGGCCAUCAGCAGUAGCGGUAGCAGCAGCUCCUUCUCAUCCUUUCCAGAGAAGAGAAACAAGUCGCCGAUUCUACUCUUCGAUGUAAUGGACACGAUCGUCAGAGACCCUUUUUACCAAGAUAUCCCUGCCUUCUUCGGAAUGCCUUUCAAAGAACUAUUAGAGAUGAAGCACCCAACUGCAUGGCUUGAGUUUGAGGAGGGGCUGAUUGAUGAGAUGGACCUAGCUAAGAAAUUCUUUAAAGAUGGAAGACCACUCGAUGUGGAAGGUCUUAAAGAAUGCAUGAGAGAAGGAUAUUCCUAUGUAGACGGUGUUGAAGCAUUGCUACAAAGUCUGAAACGAAACAACUAUGAAAUGCAUGCUUUCACAAACUAUCCUAUAUGGUACACUCUGAUUGAAGAGAAGCUAAAAAUCUCCAAAUAUUUAUCCUGGACAUUUUGUUCUUGUAAAAUUGGAAAGCGGAAACCUGCAGUGGAUUCUUACUUGGAAGUUUUGCAUCGUCUUGGAGUUGAGCCAGCAAGUUGUAUCUUCAUUGAUGACAGGGUGGUAAAUAUCGAGGCUGCCGUAAAUGUUGGCAUGACCGGUUUACAUUUCAAAAAUGCAGCUUGUCUUCAACGCGAUCUCUCUCUCCUUGGAAUUGAGACUAGUAGCUUAUCCACGAACUGAUAUUGUCUGCUACAUUUGGUAACGUGGUCUUCAGUGUUGAUCAUUUAUUGAUUAUUGUCUCUGAAUGCAUGGCAAUUGCUAAAAAUCUCUUGACUACUAAUGCAGUCACAGUUCUCGUCUUGGGGUUGAAAGAACUGUUUAAUUGUUCAAGGGAAUAAAGAUGAUUUAGGUAGUAUAUUGGUUAAUGAAGGAUAGAAACAAGAAAGAGUAUUCUCACCUCA
Messenger RNA from Magnolia sinica, 1113 nucleotides. Its product is annotated as flavin mononucleotide hydrolase 1, chloroplatic. Bases 155 to 892 code for a protein of 245 amino acids. Lineage: Eukaryota; Viridiplantae; Streptophyta; Magnoliopsida; Magnoliales; Magnoliaceae. The record is from RefSeq and is a predicted model, not a curated record. The transcript has 7 exons.